Molecule: messenger RNA, 2136 nt
Organism: Plasmodium adleri (nom. inval.)
Lineage: Eukaryota; Apicomplexa; Aconoidasida; Haemosporida; Plasmodiidae
Product: conserved Plasmodium protein, unknown function
Exons: 1
Coding region: 1-2136 (711 amino acids)
Cellular component (GO): plasma membrane
Source: RefSeq, a predicted model, not a curated record
AUGUAUAAUUUUUUAAGAUGCAAAAAGAAAAGUAUAAUUUUUCAAAUUCUGUUGAUUAUAUGUACGUAUAACCUUCUGUCAAAUUUUGCAAAUAUAUAUUUUAAUAAUAAUGAGAAUAAUAUAAAGUCGUAUUAUGUUGAAGGUUAUAAUUGGAAUUUUUUAGAGAAAUGGAAAUCCAUAAAUACAAAUGAAAAACUAGAAUAUAAAAUAAAUUAUAAUAUAGGUUUAAAUAUAGAUGCAGAGAUAGGUGAUUUUGGUGAUUAUAACUCAGAUGUAAAAACUGAUUUAAUAUUAUUUAAAUAUGAUAAAGAUAAAUUAUUAAGUACAAUAUUUAUAUAUGUAUUUAGUAUAAAAGAAAAUAAAUUUAUUUAUCACACGGAAGUUAGUUUUGAAGGUAAGAUUGUGAAUGUGACUGCUAUUGAUUUAAAUUUUGAUGGUGCAUUAGAUGUAUUAGUUUUAUUUAAAGAUAUUAAAGAUAGUAAUAAAUCGACUAAAUAUUAUGUAGCAGCAUUUUUACAAAAUGAUAAUGAUCAAUUAGAAGAAAUAUGGAAUUCAAAAAAAAAAGAACAGAAUGAUGAAUCAAUUACAGAUAAUGAAGAAGAUAAUAUAUAUUAUACAAAUAUACAUCCAUUAAUAUGUGAUAUUAAUAAUGAUGGAUUACCAGAUAUUAUAGGGCAACAAUCUGGUGGACCUGAUGGAUUUUUUAGAUUUAUAUGGAUUAAUACAAGAAAUGGAUUUAAAAGUUUUUUAUGGAAAAAUAUUAAUAUUUUCCAAUAUUCAGAAUUAGAUGAAAUUACUAAUCCUAAUUCUAGUGCAGUUGUUGAUAUUAAUGGAGAUUGUAAAUCUGAUUUAGUAUUUACAGUUUAUAAUUCAUAUGAAAAAAGGGUUGGACUAGAAAUAUGGUUAAAUAAAAUUAUUGAUGGAAAAAGUUAUUAUAUUAAAUAUUCACAAGAUUAUUUAUUACCAUCGAAUUCUUUACAAGUUUUAUUUGGGGAUUUCAAUGGAGAUGGUUCAAUAGAUUUAGUUGUUCCUACAUGUGUAAAAAGUUCUUUCUGUAAUUAUUGUUGUGUUAGUGAUGAUAAAAUAUAUUUUAUUCCAAAUAUACAAAAAAAAAUUUGUGAUAGUUCAUGGAAAAAACCAGAUGAAACCAAAUGUAGACCUGCAUCCAAUCUUUGUUCUGAAAGUGAUUUUGAAUUUCAGCAAAAUUUAAAUGAUGAUUUUAUUUCAGUUGUAGAUACAUCAGGUUUACAUUUAUCUGGUAAUGCUGAUUAUCCAUAUUAUUUAAGUGUAGGUGAUAUAGAUGAUGAUGGUUAUUUAGAUUUAUUAAUAACUUUAAAAAAUGAUAAAGGACAAAAAUAUGUACGUAUAUAUAAAAAUGAAUUAAAAGUACAUUAUGAAGAAAAUUCACUAGAAGUUAGAGGAUUCUAUAAUUUUUAUCAAUUCGUAACAUCUCCAGAAGAAUCAGUGACAGAUGUAUAUAAUGCAGCAUUCUUUGAUAUAUUCGAAAAUGGUGUAUUAGAUAUUUUAAUAUUUGGUAAAUAUAUUACAAGUAAUAAAAAAACCAAAUAUGCAGCUGUUGGUUUUAUAAGAAAUAAUGAAACAGAUUCUCUAUUCUUAAAAUCAACUGCUCUUAAUGGUAUAUGUGUUAAUGAUUGUUAUAAAGAAAAAGAUAAAAUUACAACCAAAACUUUAGGUGGUAAUGCUCAUGGACCUACAUUCAAAAUAACUGUUAUUGAUGUUAAUGGAGUCAAAUCAAGUAGAAUAGGAGUUCAAAAAAGUCAAUCAGCACACUUCCCAUUACAAUUACCAUAUGUACUCUUUGGAUUAGGAAGAACAAGUAAUUAUGUUGAAGAAUUCUAUGUUGGUAUGCCAACACAUGAACAAAAAUAUUAUAAUAUGUGGGUAUCUAUUAUACCUAAUUCUCAUAUUAUUGUUAUUCCAUACCCUUUAAAUAAUGCAAAUAAAUGGCAAAUACAACUCUCUGUUAAUCCAUCCAAAAAAUUCUAUUCCAUACUUUAUAUAACAUUAAUAUGUUUAAGUGUUAUUGGAGUACUUAUUUUUAUAUUGGACCGAAAAGAAAAAGUCGAAGACUCAAAAGAGGAACUUGGUUUUAAGAGUCACUUUGUUAUAGGAUAA